AUGUCGGCAAAGCGAUCUUCUACACCUCCCACGCAGCGUGAGAAUGGUGGCUCAGGGCAGCUCCCCCGAGGCCCACUCACGCCAGAGCAGCAACGAAGAAUGGAAGUAAGCCGCAUGAAAGCCAAGGCACUUCGAGAGCAGCGUGAAGCAGAACUAGCCCAGAGCUCGACCACCUCCCCAUCGGCCACACCCCGCCCCACGCAAACCGCCCAGGGAACCAAACGCACCUUUGCCUCGAUGACAGCUUCCAACCCCCCGGUGAGCGUGCGCGAUGCCCGCACGCAUGCGGGUUCCUCAGAUCGCCCGCUUGAUUCGAUAAAGCCCGCCCGGAAUUUCACGCGCUACGUUGAUUAUGACUUCAGCAAGAUGACCGACACAAAAGGCGGGUUCCUGACCCAGGAAGAUGAUCCAUUUAAUAAGGCGCUCCAUGUGUCGGAUGGCAAGGAGGAACAGAAACCAGCACAUAUGACUCAAAAAGAGUGGGAGCGCCACCAGUUGCUCCAGUCUCUCCGGCGAAACCGCGAGGGGCCCUUUGAGCCUGGGCUGAGUGUGUUGGAUGAUAAAAGCCAACAAAAGAUAUGUCGUGAAUGUGGGAGUCUUGAAAUUGAUUGGAAGUGGGAGGAGAUGCUCCAGUGCUGCGUCUGCCAUUCAUGUAAAGAAAAAUACCCGGAGAAGUACAGCCUCUUGACCAAAACCGAGGCUAAAGAGGACUAUCUUCUGACCGAUCCUGAACUUCGAGAUGAAGAACUUCUCCCGCGCCUUGAACGCCCCAAUCCACACAAGUCCACAUGGAAUAACAUGAUGCUAUAUCUUCGCUACCAAGUCGAGGAAUACGCAUUUUCCACUAAAAAAUGGGGAUCCACAGAGGCCCUAGAUGCUGAGUUUGAGCGACGAGAGAGUGACAAGAAGCGGCGGCGGGAGACCAAGUUCAAAAACAAACUACAAGACUUGAAGAAACGUACGCGUGUCGAAGCCUACCGGCGCAACCGACAAGGAGCUUCCGGUGGAGAGUUUGGCGAUGACCUGAGCAAUGGUCGAAAGCAUGUCCAUCAAUGGGGGCGCGCCAUUGAGAAUCCUGAGACAGGGAUUGGGGUCAAAACAUGCGUGGAUUGUGGAAUGGAGAUCGAGGAACUAGAGUUCUAG
Molecule: messenger RNA, 1143 nt
Organism: Penicillium alfredii
Lineage: Eukaryota; Fungi; Ascomycota; Eurotiomycetes; Eurotiales; Aspergillaceae
Gene: rad14
Product: DNA repair protein RAD14
Exons: 3
Coding region: 1-1143 (380 amino acids)
Biological process (GO): nucleotide-excision repair involved in interstrand cross-link repair; base-excision repair; nucleotide-excision repair, DNA damage recognition
Cellular component (GO): nucleotide-excision repair factor 1 complex
Molecular function (GO): damaged DNA binding
Source: RefSeq, a predicted model, not a curated record